Molecule: messenger RNA, 375 nt
Organism: Colletotrichum lupini
Lineage: Eukaryota; Fungi; Ascomycota; Sordariomycetes; Glomerellales; Glomerellaceae
Exons: 2
Coding region: 1-375 (124 amino acids)
Source: RefSeq, a predicted model, not a curated record
AUGCGACUACCGGUUCUGGCGUGGUGGGGUAGUAAGUCUCGGCUAGACGGGUCGUGGGGCUUCUUAGACCCGGGAUUGAGGCAGUUCUUUGAACUCGUGGGAUCAUGGACUUGUCUUUUGCUCCAGAUGAAGCAGGCAGCAACGACUUUUUUAAUCUUCAUCGAGAGUUCAAGAACCGGGCCGAGCGGGAGAUCAUCAUUCUUCACCGACGAGGCUCAACAUGAUUCUCCGUUUCAUUCGACAGAAUGUUAUUGGCCCUGUCGAAAGUAUGGAAAGCAAUAUACUCCAAGACGAUACGCUUUCCCGACGUGGAAUUGCUCCGUUGCCUCGGAGUUGACCGCAACAUCAAUCGGCGAAAUUGAAGCUCUCAUCUAA